This is a messenger RNA of Myotis lucifugus (little brown bat), 2220 nucleotides long. RefSeq names its product peptidyl arginine deiminase 2 (gene PADI2). Bases 55 to 1809 code for a protein of 584 amino acids. Gene Ontology annotation, molecular function: calcium ion binding; protein-arginine deiminase activity. The transcript has 15 exons. Gene Ontology annotation, cellular component: cytoplasm. The record is from RefSeq and is a predicted model, not a curated record. Lineage: Eukaryota; Metazoa; Chordata; Mammalia; Chiroptera; Vespertilionidae.
UGCUUCUGGCGCCCGGACCCUCCAGCACCCGCGCGGGGCCGGCACUGCGGGAAGAUGCUGCGCGAGCGGACGGUGCGGCUGCAGUACGGGAGCCGCGUGGAGGCCGUGUACGUGCUGGGCACGCACCUCUGGACCGACGUCUACAGGAGCCCCUAUCGUCGGGCCCGGGUCACAGAGGCCCUGCAUGGUGGCUUCUGCAGAUUCACGCUCACCACAGUGGCCACCCAGGGCUCUACCCACCAGACGGUCACUGUCAGCUACUAUGAGCAGGAGGGAAACAGCCCCAUCGACCAGGCUGGGCUCUUCCUUACAGCUAUCGAGCUCUCCCUGGAUGUGGACGCAGACCGGGACGGCGUGGUCGAGAAGAACAACCCAAAAAAGGCGUCCUGGACCUGGGGCCCCGAGGGCCAGGGAGCCAUCCUGCUGGUGAACUGUGACCGGGAGGUGCCCUGGUUGUCCAAGGAGGACUGCAAGGACAACAAAGUCUACAGCAAGAACGACCUCAAGGACAUGUCGCAGAUGAUCCUGCGGACCAAAGGGCCCGACCGCCUCCCCGCGGGAUACGAGAUCGUCCUCUACAUUUCCAUGGCGGACUCGGACAGAGUGGGCGUGUUCUACGUGGAGAACCCGUUCUUCGGCCAGCGUUACAUCCACAUCCUGGGCCGGCAGAAGCUCUACCACGUGGUCAAGUACACGGGCGGCUCGGCGGAGCUGCUGUUCUUCGUGGAAGGCCUACGGUUCCCCGACGAGGGCUUCCCAGGCCUGGUCUCCAUCCACGUCAGCCUGCUGGAGUAUAUGAGCGAGGACAUUCCGCUGACACCCAUCUUCACGGACACCGUGGUGUUCCGGAUUGCUCCGUGGAUCAUGACCCCCAACAUCCUGCCUCCCGUGUCCGUGUAUGUGUGCUGCAUGAAGGACAAUUACCUGUUCCUGAAAGAGGUGAAGAACCUGGUCGAGAAAACCAACUGCGAGCUGAAGGUCUGCUUCCAGUACAUAAACCGGGGCGACCGCUGGAUCCAGGAUGAAAUCGAGUUUGGCUACAUCGAGGCCCCCCACAAAGGCUUCCCCGUGGUGCUGGACUCCCCCCGAGACGGAAACCUGAAGGAGUUCCCAGUGAAGCAGCUCCUGGGCCCAGAUUUCGGCUACGUGGCCCGGGAGCCCCUCUUUGAGCCUGUCACCAGCCUCGAUUCCUUUGGGAACCUGGAGGUCAGUCCCCCAGUGACCGUGAAUGGCAAGACAUACCCCCUGGGCCGGAUCCUCAUCGGGAGCAGCUUUCCUCUAUGCCGCCCCCCCACCCACCCUCCAGUCAAUGAAAAGGCAGAGCCUCCCUUGGUCAGGGCAGUUGCUGGGGAGGUAGCAAGCUUGGGCGGGAUGAGCAGCAAGCGAAUCACCAUCAACAAGAUUCUGUCCAAUGAGAGCCUGGUGCAGGAGAACCAGUACUUCCAGCGCUGCCUGGACUGGAACCGUGACAUCCUCAAGAAGGAGCUGGGGCUGACGGAGCAGGACAUCAUCGACCUGCCUGCUCUGUUCAAGAUGGACGAGGACCGCCAGGCCAUAGCCUACUUCCCAAACAUGGUGAACAUGAUUGUGCUCGACAAGGACCUGGGCAUCCCCAAGCCGUUCGGGCCCCAGAUCGAGGAGGUGUGCUGCCUGGAGACACACGUGCGCUCGCUGCUGGAGCCCCUGGGCCUCUGCUGCACCUUCGUGGACGACAUUUCCGCCUACCACAAGUUCCUGGGAGAGAUCCACUGUGGCACCAACGUCCGCAGGAAGCCCUUCGCCUUCAAGUGGUGGCACAUGGUGCCCUGACCGGCAGCGGGCGCUGUGUGCCAGUCUCAGCCCACCAGGAAGCGGUGUUGCGGCUAGGCCGGCCCUGUGGUUCUCAUGAGGGCAAGAAGCCCCUCAGCCAUAAGCAUCAAGAAACUUGGAAAAAGCAAAACAAAAAAGUUUAUUACUUACAGGACCCUAGAAAUUACACAGCACACCCUGGGGCCACAUGGCCAAGGUCGUGGGGCGAGAGAGCGUACGGACCCUGGGGUUCUGCCUUUUAUUUGGGGUCGAGGGUGGGGGCCUAGGGUUUCCCCAGGCUCACUCUUCAUUGGCAAAUUUAAAACAUAAGAGGGGGAUGUUAAAGCACAGAAGAGGAAAAGCCAGCUGCCCAAAUGGUCAGUUAUCAAAGUCAACCAAGAUCUCUAAGAGAAAGGAGCCUCUAAGACAGUG